Rotaria sp. Silwood1 is the source of this 1467-nucleotide messenger RNA. NCBI's taxonomy places the organism in Eukaryota, Metazoa, Rotifera, Eurotatoria, Philodinida, Philodinidae. The record is from the annotation of a GenBank genome assembly.
AUGACUGACAAUGAUGAACAUACACAACAAACAUAUCUUGGUCAAAAUACAAUGUCUAUACCGGUCUUUCUUUUCGAAGAAGGUCAAGGUUUGAGCCGUCAUCUAAGUAUGUCGGUCAAUGCUACACGUCGAUUUUCAACUACUUCUCAGAUUCCUUUACCAUAUGGUGAUGAAUAUCGUAGACAAGAACGAGUUCCACCAUCAAGUGCUGAAUUUCGACCAAGAUGUUUUUCAAGAACUGACAAUGAUUAUGAUGGAUCUAUCAAUGAACGGCGAUUGUCGGCCGUUUCAGACGGUAAUAUUUUCAUAGAAGACGAAACAAAUGGAGAAUUAAAUUUGAUUACUUUGAAUUCUCUUCGAAAAAAACGCUAUCAACGUCAUCGUCAAAUCUUAUUUAUCAUGGAGCCAAUUAUUGUUGGUUUAUUUCUACUUCCAAUUAUUGUUCUCUUCUGGCAAUGUGGCUGGAAUCUUGUUUGGAUUCUAUUACAGACAGUUGAUCAUCAUUCAUCAACACCAGACCAACAUACAAUAUCUGACGAAAACUUAAGUCAUUAUUCAAUAUAUACAUUAUUUAUUCCGUAUAUUAUAGUUCAAAUUCUUCUUUUAUUUCUUCAUCUUGCUCAAGAUGUUUUGUAUGAAUUUUUGAAGAGACGAAAACGUUUUAUUCAGUUGAUUCUCUUGAAAUUACACAUUUUUCUAUUAGCAUCAAUAUAUAUAGUUCAAUGGGAAGUGUUAUGGACAGUUUGGGAUCAAUAUACACCUCAUGAAUGGUAUUUUGAAUUAGUUCUUUCACUUACAUCACUUUUUGCAUUGAUUGUAUUGAUUGGACAUUUAUCUGAUCUUGUUUGUGCACCAUUUCUUGUUAGUUAUGAUGAUAUUGAAUAUUGUAUACAUUUUGGUUGUCCAUUACUUACACGACAAAUGUCUCCAUGGAAAAUUAAUUUAAUCAAUUAUUUUUUAUACGAAGUAUUGAUUUCAAAUAUAACAAUAAUGACAUGGCGUGGUUUUUAUCAUUUUCUUGAUGAAACUCUAUAUCACAAUGAUUCAGACAAAUCAGCUUGGAUUUGUAUAUUAGUUGGUUAUAUUCUAUAUUUUCCGUUAAUGUAUUUUCAAAAUUAUCUUGAAUAUUUAAAUUUGAAAUUUGAUUUUUGGACAUUUGUUUCUAUUAAUUUUCCUCAACUCUAUCGUAAUGUUCGACAUUUAUUGGCAUUUUUUUCAUGUCUCUUUCUUUGGCGUGGUAUUUGGGUUCUUUGUGAUACACAUAUUGUCAUCUUCGAAUCACAUUUUCUUACAUAUAUGUUAUUAUAUUUGGGAUCAUUUUUGUUUUUGGCAUUUAUGCAUACCUCAUCAUCAAUUAAUGGUCCUUUAAGUAACAUGAUAGACGAAAAUCAGUUUUUUCCACUCUAUCCAAAUUGUUAUGUUUCUAUGAUUGUUCGAAAAUUUUCUCGAACGUCAUGUUUUAAAUGA